Messenger RNA from Mercenaria mercenaria, 1147 nucleotides. RefSeq lists its product as uncharacterized. Bases 180 to 572 code for a protein of 130 amino acids. NCBI's taxonomy places the organism in Eukaryota, Metazoa, Mollusca, Bivalvia, Venerida, Veneridae. The record is from RefSeq and is a predicted model, not a curated record. The transcript has 4 exons.
AAAGUAAUUUGAGGAUAAAGUUACAAGCGCAUGCUUUUGGCUUAAUUUGAAACAUACUAAGGUUCGACAUACGAUGAUAUAUAUUUUUAACCUACUGACGUAAACUUACAAAAAUGAGGACGUUCGGCGGAGGCGCCAUGACACUUUCUGAAAAAGUAUGAUCAAAGUCCAUUGCGGUAAUGAGCAGAACUACUCAAGAAAAUAAGCCCAAUAAUGGUCUUUUUGGAGAAUUUAAAGACCCAUUCAAGUCAAAACCUUAUGUCGAUCCCCUUAAAAGGGAUAAGAACACGUAUAAGGAUCCAUUAAACGUUCAAGAUGGAGAAUACAGCGACCCUGUUAAAUCAGUAAAAGUGAAACUGCCAGAAUACCGGCCAUACGAUAGCUAUCACGAGUACGAAAUGCCAGAUAUCGAUCCUCUAACAGGGAAACCAAGACGAAGACGAGCACAAAGGACAAAGAAACAAGAAGAACCCAAAACAGCAAAACAACCAUUACUCUUUCCUCCACAACUAGGUAGCAGUGUCGGCAGCAUGAAGCGGACACUGAUGCUCCAAGAGAACCUCAACGUUUAAAUCAUUUGUCUUGAUUCUCACAAUGUGCAUAGCUGCUUAUGGUCUGUUCCGGCAAAUUGUCGCGUAUUUGUCAAAAGUCUGUUUUUUAAAAACAAUGAAAACGUAUAACUGUGCAAAUAAACGUAAACAAUGUUUUUUAUUCGACAUUUGUCUUUUGUAAAACUGAGUUAAACAUUUUUUUAAGGCAUAUAAUUAUCAUAGUGUGGCUACAUUUACUAGUGUAUAUACGAAGUUUGAUUUGUAGCUUAUAGAAAAAAUGUGUAUGGAUACAUUCGAAUGACAAAGAAUUAAUUUCACAAAACAAAUCGCAAUGAACAAAUAGCAAAAUGCCAAAUAGUUUUCGCAGUCAUUAAAACUUUGUAGGAUAUCUAACGCAACGAUUUGCACUUUAUCAAAUCUUACAUUUUGUAUCAUUCAAAAACCAGUUUUACUUCUUAACCUAAAUAUUUAUCAGUAUAACACUUCUAUUCUCAUUUGAUAUUUUCAUUUUAUCAUUAAAUACAUAUGUAAUUAUAGUUAGCAACGAAAGUGGUGCUGUUUUUGUUGGCAUUAUGAUGAUUAAACAAUCAUACAUU